Messenger RNA from Talaromyces proteolyticus, 1704 nucleotides. RefSeq lists its product as uncharacterized. Bases 1 to 1704 code for a protein of 567 amino acids. The record is from RefSeq and is a predicted model, not a curated record. The transcript has 2 exons. NCBI's taxonomy places the organism in Eukaryota, Fungi, Ascomycota, Eurotiomycetes, Eurotiales, Trichocomaceae.
AUGUCUCUCAGGGCCGUCUACGAGCAAUUCCUCGCGAAUCCAUCGCCUGCGAUCCUCGGCCGCGAUGUGUCGUUGAACUACAUCACCACGACAACCUCGGUCGAUGGCGCCGAUGAGGUCUUGGGCCAUCUGCAACGCCAGCAGAAGAUUGUCAAGAAGAAGGCAGACAAGGUCCUCGACGCGAUUGAGGCCCCCGGCUCCGUCGUCCUUGAGAUCGAAACUACCGUCGAAUUCGUGUCUGGUGGCGGGGCUUAUCUCCCCUCUCUCGACGAUAAUUUCCUGGCCGACCGCGUGGUCACCUUUCCUACGGUGCACAUUGUCCGAUUCGAUGCGAAGAACCAGAUCCAGCAGAUUAGGCUUUACUGGGACCAGGGGUCGCUUCUCAAGGAAGUAGAGGUCAUUGGUUCCCGUGGACGCAACUGGCCAAUUCGUGACGCGAAAGACCAGUCGAAACUAAUCGCCAACAUCGUUUCCGUGCAAGGCCCGGCCCCUGCUGCAAUUCCAGAGAAGAGCGCGUCAAAGCCGGUGCAGGAUGUUCCUCGAUCGGUGUCCCCUAGCAAGAAGCAUAUCAAAGACCCCCACGCAUCAUUGUCCUUAUUCGGUGGCAAUAUCGAUGAAGAAUCAACCUCUAUGGUUGCGCCUUAUGCUCCGAGCUCGAUCAGACCGCAUGCUCGCGGCCCCAGUGAAGUUCUUAUCGGCGGUGUCGACGACGAUGCCACUCCUACAAAGCCUCGAGACAGUGUCAUUUCACCUAGAGCCGGAGCUUCAAAGCACUAUGGUCCAAUUCGUGUGUUUGGCGACGAUCCUGAAGACUCUACCCCUGCCAGUCCCAUUCAGGCACGUAUUGGCUCUAGCAGGAACUUUCAAGCUAUCCGUGUCAUUGGAAAUGAAGACCACGAUCAGCGCUCCGAAGAUGUUAUCCAACCUAAAAUUGGAUCGAAUAAAAACUACCAACCCGUGAGACUGUUUGGUGAUGACGCCAAUGCCGAAAUAGAAGAAGAGCCACGCUACAAGACCCAUCCUAAGAAGUUCACCCAUUUCGAGAUGGGAGAGGCGAAUGACGGCUCUGCAGAAAUUCAAGACCGUCCGGCACCCAAGAUGCGCCCAAUGUCGCAAUGGGAUUUUGCUGAUUUCGCAACCCCCGAGAAGCCCCGUGGCAAGCUCCGCGCUCAGGACGUUCGCCAUUUUGGCUGGAGCGACAACGAGGAGGAAGUUGGAGAAACCCCCCCAGCGCGGCCGCGUGUCGUCCAGCCCCGUCGUGAUGCCGAGACUCACUUUGAUAUGGCAGAUGAGGACUCGAAAGCAGGCGGCGAGUCAGGUCGUAUCAUUGGCUCAUUCCACAACAAGGGCCUAGGCUUAUACGAGAACAAUCUCUACGACGAAGAGGGCAAUCCGACACCCCCCAAGACCUCGGGAUCAAAACAACCUCUCUCAAUCGUCCCCAACAACGCUUUCCGGAAGAAGGAUUUUGACAGCCAUUGGGAUGCCACCGAUGCCUCACCCACCAACGAGUCAGUCAAAUCAGAGACCAAACCCAUGGGUGCCGAUCGGGUCCAGGCCGUCAGGCAGAUGGACGCCUCCUGGGAUAGCUACGACCAAUCCCCCGAGCCAAAGAAAGCGGCGACACCACCCCAACUUACACAGAGCCGCGCAAACCGCAAAGCUUUCCAGCCUAGCUGGGGAUUCGGCAAUGAUGAUGAAUAG